AUGGCAAAGGUCGCAUCGGAUGUCUCGGAUAUAAUCUCACCUUCGGUCUCCGAAAGGGCGAUGAAGAUCACAAAGUCAAAAACUAGGGGCUCAUAA
This is a messenger RNA of Sclerotinia sclerotiorum 1980 UF-70, 96 nucleotides long. RefSeq lists its product with no specific name. The coding region runs from base 1 to 96 and encodes 31 amino acids. Lineage: Eukaryota; Fungi; Ascomycota; Leotiomycetes; Helotiales; Sclerotiniaceae. The transcript has a single exon. The record is from RefSeq and is a predicted model, not a curated record.